This is a messenger RNA of Psylliodes chrysocephalus, 1261 nucleotides long. The record is from the annotation of a GenBank genome assembly. Lineage: Eukaryota; Metazoa; Arthropoda; Insecta; Coleoptera; Chrysomelidae.
AAUAAAUUGAGUGGACCCUGUAUAUUUCAAACAAUUUACAUUUAAUUACACAAUUCAAGGUUACUUGUCGUUAAAAGUACGUUUUUAAUAACAAACCUGUUAUGUGUUUAAAUUUGUAUUCAAAGUAGGUUACUGGUAUCAUCAGAAACUUAGUUAAUGUCAUUCCAAUCUCUACUGGUGAUUUCAAAAUCUCUAAAAAUUCACAGUCAACAAAAUAUUAAAUAAACAUUAAAACUGAAUUGUUUAAAAAAAAUAGUUUUAAAAACAUUGAAUGCAUUAAAGUAUACCUGUGUAAUUGAAUGUUCGUGUAGUAGAUAAGCAAAGUCAAACUCCAAAUUGAUUAAUUCAUGAAAAAAAAAAAUCCACUAAUAAACGUUAAGUAAUAAUAUAGGUAGGUGUUAAAUUCGUAAGAAUGGAUAUUAUAACAAUAAUCAACUUGACACAAAGAUGUAUAGGCCUUCUUAGGACAUGCUUAAGGACAUUUAGUGCCGAAAGACCAGCAACGACUUUAGCAGUGGUAAUCAGCGUCUGCGUUGCAGUAUUGCCAUUUGUAACGGUUACAGCUUUAAUGCCGUUAACAAUUUUAUUAGAUCUUAGCAAUGCUCUGGCCACCAAAGGUGUUGUCUAUGUGAUUUAUUCCCUUAUAUUUCAAGUCUCUAUUUUAGCUGUGAUAGUUUUUAUACUGUUUAUUGUAGCAUUUGCAAUAGUUAGUAGUGCGACUAUUAUUCAUAAGUAUAAUAUCUUCAUUAAGUAGGUAUACAUAUUUAAUAUAAAAAUAGGUGUUUUAUAAAUUAGUUCAUACAAAUUUAACAAGGGAAUCGUUUUAUAAAUAAAUGUUUUUAGAAUGUAUAAGUAGUUUUUUUGUGUAUGGUGGUAUAAUCAAUUAUUUUAAUUUAAGAUUAAUUAUAUAUUAAAUUUAGUCCUUUUAUUAAAUUUAUUUUCCCUACCUAUAUCUGUAUAUUAUCAAGCUUUCUCUCAAUUCUAAAAGAUUGAGUACAACACAAGUAUGGAUACCUAUAUUUUGUUAAAAAAAGGUAAGAACAUAAAGUAUAAUUUAUUUAUUCUUUUUAAAUUAUAUGUGUACAAUUUUAUUCAACAAAUUUCCUUACCAACACUUACAUAUUAAGAUCUUUUUCUGAAAGUGGCUUCAUAUGUACUUUCUUUAUGAGUGAAUAUAAGUUUUCAGUUAUUUCUUUCUGAGACUGUUUUUUUAGCUUAAAGUCGAAACAUUUAAUACUCUCAGGAUUUUCCCCUACAAUGU